Morone saxatilis (striped sea-bass) is the source of this 1074-nucleotide messenger RNA. RefSeq names its product neuronal differentiation 4 (gene neurod4). Gene Ontology annotation, molecular function: protein dimerization activity. The record is from RefSeq and is a predicted model, not a curated record. The coding region runs from base 1 to 1074 and encodes 357 amino acids. The transcript has a single exon. Lineage: Eukaryota; Metazoa; Chordata; Actinopteri; Moronidae.
AUGAUGACAAAACCAUUUGGAAAGACUGGGGAUGUGAGUGAGCUGGUGAGCUCCCUCGGCUGGCUGGAGGAGGAGGACGGCAGCUCUCAGGAUGGAGAGGAAAGCCCAGAGAUGAGGGGACGCCAUGGCUUGACUGUAGGGAACCGAAUCCUCUCCUGCACAGAACUGGGCAGUGAGGAUAUGGAGGAAGAAGAGGAAGAUGAUGAGGAGGAGAUGGGAGAAAAUGGUGAAAAUGCUCCCAAGAGGAGAGGCCCCAAGAAGAAGAAGAUGACCAAAGCUAGACAGGAGAGAUUUCGUGCCCGGCGAGUCAAGGCCAAUGCCAGAGAACGUUCACGUAUGCACGGGCUGAAUGAUGCCCUGGAAAGUCUGCGUAGAGUGAUGCCCUGCUACUCCAAGACACAGAAGCUGUCAAAGAUUGAGACUCUACGGCUGGCCCGCAACUACAUCUGGGCUCUGUCAGAGGUGCUUGAGAGUGGCCAGUCCACAGAGAGCCAUGGCUUUGUGGAGAUGCUGUGUAAGGGUCUGUCGCAGCCCACCAGUAACCUCGUAGCCGGCUGCUUGCAGCUGGAACCCAGUCCGAUGAUGCUCAACAAGCUGGAGGACAAGUGUGGAGGCCCAGGGGUCGGUGGUGUGGGGGGUCAGGCUGGCCAUCCCCUCAGCUACCCAUCUCCAGGCCUUCCCAGCCCUCCCUAUGGCUCCCUGGAGGCUUCACACCUCCUCCAUAUGAAGGGAUUCAAGGGGCCUGUGUAUGACAACCCCUCCCCUAACGAGUGCAGCAGUGGCACCCCACCAUACGAUGGGCCCCUCACUCCCCCUCUGAGCAUCAGUGGCAACUUUGCCCUGAAGCAAGAGCCUUCUCCCCAGGAGUCAGAGAGGAACUACACAUCCCACCCUGGUCACCAUGCCCACUACCUCUCCUCCCACCAUUACCCCACUUCCAUGACUGGCGGCCUACCAGGGGGGCCUCAGGGCCACCCACUUUUUCAGGCUUCACGCUAUGAGCUGCCCCUGGAUGUGGCCUUUGACUCCUUCACUCCCUCUCACAUGAUCAACUCUCAGAUGGGCACUAUCUGA